Molecule: messenger RNA, 1255 nt
Organism: Vespula pensylvanica (western yellowjacket)
Lineage: Eukaryota; Metazoa; Arthropoda; Insecta; Hymenoptera; Vespidae
Product: developmentally-regulated GTP-binding protein 2
Exons: 5
Coding region: 127-1218 (363 amino acids)
Biological process (GO): cytoplasmic translation
Cellular component (GO): cytoplasm
Molecular function (GO): GTP binding; GTPase activity
Source: RefSeq, a predicted model, not a curated record
UAGUACAUCCGAGUUCAUACAGGCGCACAGGGAACCAAUAAAUAGCCGCGUUUGUGUAAAAUUGACCGGAUUAAUAACUUGGCAAAUGUUGUUUUUUUAACGUAGAUAAUAAUAUUUUAUUUAACAAUGGGUAUAUUAGAAAAAAUAUCUGAGAUUGAAAAGGAAAUCGCAAGAACGCAAAAAAAUAAAGCAACGGAAUACCAUUUAGGGCUUUUGAAGGCAAAAUUAGCGAAAUAUAGAUCACAACUACUAGAGCCUGCAAAGAAGUCGGAGAAGGGAGAAGGUUUUGAUGUAUUGAAAUCGGGCGAUGCAAGAGUAGCAUUAAUCGGCUUUCCAUCUGUGGGAAAAUCUACGUUAUUAAGUACAUUAACGCAUACGGAGUCUGAAGCUGCAUCGUACGAAUUUACUACUUUAACUUGUAUUCCUGGAGUUAUAGAAUAUAAAGGUGCAAAUAUCCAAUUGCUCGAUUUACCAGGUAUAAUUGAGGGAGCUGCACAGGGUAAAGGAAGAGGUAGACAAGUUAUAGCUGUCGCUAGAACGGCGGAUUUAGUAUUAAUGAUGCUGGACGCGACAAAACAAGACGUACAACGACAACUUUUAGAAAAAGAAUUGGAAUCUGUUGGCAUACGACUUAAUAAGAAAAAACCUAAUAUAUAUUUCAAGAUUAAAAAGGGAGGUGGAUUGGCUUUUAAUUCGACGUGUCCAUUGACCAAAGUCGAUGAAAAAUUAGUUCAAAUGAUAUUACAUGAAUAUAAAAUUUUUAACGCGGAAGUAUUAUUUCGGGAGGACUGUAGCGCGGAUGAAUUGAUUGAUGUUAUUAAUGCAAAUAGAGUAUAUCUACCGUGUCUUUAUGUAUAUAAUAAAAUAGAUCAAAUAUCGAUAGAAGAGGUAGAUAGGAUCGCAAGACAACCGAACAGUGUCGUAGUAAGUUGUAAUAUGAAGUUAAAUCUUGAUUUCUUACUGGAAACCCUUUGGGAAUAUUUAUCUCUCAUAAGAGUAUACACAAAGAAACCAGGCCAGCCGCCUGAUUUUGAUGACGGACUGAUACUGAGAAAAGGCGUCACGGUAGAACACGUUUGUCAUUCUAUUCAUCGUACGCUCGCUCAACAAUUCAAAUAUGCUCUCGUUUGGGGUACAAGUACUAAGUAUUCACCCCAAAGGGUAGGAUUGCAACAUAUUAUGCACGACGAAGAUGUUAUACAAAUUGUUAAAAAGUAAAUUUAAAUUAGAGUACUAUUAAAAGAAAAGAAGAAAA